AUGGAUUACCACAGCCCGGGCAGCCCAAGAAUAGGUAGCUCGAUUCCAGAUCCUAAAGAUCUGUCUCGCCGACUAUUGUCAACGCAACAGCCGCAGCAGGUAGCGGGGUAUGGGAACUAUGAUGACAUUCUGGCUGACCCCACUUCGCGAUCUCGCCUCAAUACCGUGAACCGACAUGAUCAAAGGUCGCCUGUACUCAUCCAAUGUUGUUGUGGUAAAGAAAACUGCGAAAAUCUUGCAGCGUUUCUUAGAAGCACAGGGUUUAUGGAAGAUGAGUUGAGAUUGGCUGCUGAGGUUGGACAAGCUUUAUUACAAAAGCAUGAAAUAUAUCAAAAAGAAAUAGAAGAGUUACAAAAAUCACUUCAAAAUCAGGUUUUUACCUUUAUUGAAAUUUGUUUUCUAUGGAUACAAAAAAUACCUACUUUACUGUACGAAGACAUGGUGCGCAAGCUUGAGGAAUCGCAGCGUAUUUUGAUCCUGGAAAGAGAUGAUUCAUUAAAGCAGAAAUCCAUCUUGGAAAGCAAAAUUGAAGCAUUCACUGAGGCAAUUGACUCUCGUGACAAUAAAGUUUUGGAAUUAACAAGAGAACUCGAAAAGAGUGACGGCGAGAUCAAACGCUUGAUGGCAAGUAACCUUAAAGGAGAGAAAAGUGAGGAGAGAGAAGAGAUACUUAGUAGACAAUUAGAAGAUUUGAACCAAGAACUUGCGAUUUCAAGGAAAGCCGAGCAUGCCGCUGAAUUAAACUUAAAGAAAUUGAAAGAUAAAUUUGAUGAACUUUUCACAUCUCAUGAAGAAUUAAAGUUAGAACAGAUAGAAACUCAGAAGUCAAAAGUGAGAUUGGAAGCGGUUGCAAUGCUUCGUGAGCCAACUGAACGAAAGGAACAUUACCCAUCGUCUCCAAACAAUGAAGCAAAUUCUCAUCUUAUAACUCUCAUUAAAGAACUUUCAUCCGCUAACAAUAAGCUAAAAUUGGAGAUCAGCGAAUAUCGUGAUCUUCUUUCUGAAUCCCGUAAUGAGUUGAGUACUUUACAAGCUCGUAUUGAAGAUAUUGAAACUGCCAGUACGACAGGCUAUCCAUAUCAAGCUAGUUAUACGUCGGGCUCUUUUGCAUCCCCUUUCAACCGAAAUUUCCCGUCACACGUUCUCGAUGAUAUAGCAAGCGUAGGCGAAAACACAUCGCACGCUGGCGGUUAUACAGAAGAAGCUGUCGAUGAAUCCAAUAUCUCACCAGGUAUUGGCGCUCGACCAAUUCAUCCUCAUAUGUCCCCCAGUGUUCUAUCUUCUUCAUUUGGCCCUGGUUCAUAUAAUACAUUUAAUAGUAUGGGCGUGGAUGCUUCUAUCCACUCUCCUGCAGGAUCAGUUGUCUCAUCUUCCGUUGUGUUCGGAGAGCUGGAAAAAUAUCUUAUGAAAAAAACCAAGCACAAAGGAAGCAGACGUAUAGGACAAAGUAGUAUGAGAAAAGGAAAAAGAGUAGUUGUUGGAAUAGGUGAAGAGAAUGAAGAACAACUUAAAGCGGAUGACGCUCAAUCAGACGUCGCGAUCAAGAAGCAUGAAAGAUCGGAAGGUUCUUCGGAGGAUGAACAAAGUUAUAGCGAAGAUUCCGAAGGGGGAUCAAGUGUUGAGGGUAAUGAAAAGCCAGUGUCAGAAAAGAAUGCAAGUCACAAGUCGGAUAUUACGGUUGUCAAGAACGAAGAAGUUGUACCAGAAGUCGCUGAAGGCAAUGAUAAGGUGGAUAAUAGGCAGAGUACAAAGAAAAAGGUGCGAACGUUUUCUUCUCCGGAUAAUGUUUCGGCAACACAACAAAUACAAGGCGUAUCCUUAUUAUCUGCUGGUCUCAAGAGGUCUUCCGUUGACGAGUCGGGUGCGACCAAUAGGGUCCACGAAGAAGAUAAAUCAAUCCAGGCAAAGAGAUCCUUCGGUAAGAAGGGAGCUGAACUGAGACUGCCCCUUCGACGAAAUUCAGCUCCUCUGAAACUCUCAAAACGACCAAGCACUUCCAAGCUAACGAUAGUUGCAUCAACAAGUAAACAACAUGUACCAUCGCAACCUUCUCCAUUGUCCGCUCGUCGUGCUACGUCGGCUAUGGCAAGUUCUUUGUCGGUCAAAGUUUCCCAUUCCUCGAACAAUUCAUCUGUGACCGCUUCGAAAUCGAAGGUUUUACAGGGGAAACCACCCAUACCGGCAUAUAAAAAUCCCAAAUUUGCUACCCUUGGGCCAAAAGAACGAAAACUAAUGAUGGAAGCUUGGCGCGCUGACGUUGCAAAGGAACAGCAGAAAAAGAAUAAUCAACAGAUUGAAGGUAAUAAGUCAGCCGCAGGUGAUCCAACCAACGAAAGCGUUGCUGUCAAAGGUAAAAAUAGAAAGUCUGAUUCACCGAUAAAAGCAUUUGUUGAAGAGGUAUUGGUUGAUGAAGCGAAUCUUUCUGCUGCAGAAGCUGCAGCACUAGCCGAUGAAGUUGAGCAUGGACUAUCUUCUGUUGGGACAAGGUCCGUACGUUCUCGUCGUACCUCAACGGCCACUCGUCAUACAAUCUUCCAUGUUCCAUCGAUCACGAUAACCACUGACGAAUCGCCUAAGGAUGAGCAUAAACUCGAACAUGCAUCACAACAGAAUCCAUAUCAAUCUCUCUUUAAUCUUGCCAGUCACAUCGUAGAUCGUCUUAAGGAUACUGAUCUGUUAGCUUUGAAUCGUAGAUUGAAACGAACAUUCGACAUUUUAGAGUUAACUAAUUUGAGUAAUAACUUGAUUGAGAGUAUCCAGAAUGAUGUUGAAAUCUUCAGAGAAAAAUUCCGGUGGGUGGAAGAUUUUCGCAACAAUGAAGAGGUGAAAACAAGCGAAAAGGAUAUUUCCGAUGACAAUACGAGCCAAAAGGAUGUGUACUCUUUUUCACCGGAAAAUUUCUUACCAUUAGUUCACUUAAUGCAGGAUCUCUUGUCGGAAAUAUGCAAGUUACGCGUGAUGAUUAACGACCUGCAGGUAUCUUAUGUACAAAAAGUGGAAGAGAGUCGGCGAAAGUCGGAAGAAGAAUUUGAUAAGAGUGUGGUGAAUGGGGAGAACAGUAAUGAAAUAUUAGAGAGAAAGGAUAGGAAUAGACGUGCUCAAAGUAGCGACGGCGGAUUUAAAGCAUAUCUCAGCAAAGUUUUUGGUAUCAUGGAAGUUCAAUCGCCUCCCUCAGGGACUC
Messenger RNA from Acaulospora morrowiae, 3181 nucleotides. The record is from the annotation of a GenBank genome assembly. Lineage: Eukaryota; Fungi; Glomeromycota; Glomeromycetes; Diversisporales; Acaulosporaceae.